Molecule: messenger RNA, 5395 nt
Organism: Acanthaster planci (crown-of-thorns starfish)
Lineage: Eukaryota; Metazoa; Echinodermata; Asteroidea; Valvatida; Acanthasteridae
Gene: psmd3
Product: proteasome 26S subunit, non-ATPase 3
Biological process (GO): ubiquitin-dependent protein catabolic process; regulation of protein catabolic process
Cellular component (GO): proteasome regulatory particle, lid subcomplex; proteasome complex
Molecular function (GO): protein binding; enzyme regulator activity
Source: RefSeq, a predicted model, not a curated record
CAGUCUAGUCACAGCCGCAGGCCAGUAUAUUGGGACAAGGCCAUCGCAGAACCAUCAAAAUAACCUUUACACCAGGACAUUUUUAAUCAACUCAUUAUUACAGCACGCGGUACGAGGUAGCUCCAAUAACCUUUAGUACCGUGCAUGUACGCAUGCGACCCUCGCCUUCAUCGGGGGUACUUUCUUCCAAAACCGAUGUUGAAAAUUGGCAUUUUUAAAGUUUAUUUAACCGCAGCUGUGUCGCAGGAGUAGACAAGACGAAAGUGUUUGAAUUAUGGGGAAGGAAAAACCAGCUGAUGUAGAGAUGGUUGAUACCACGGCGAAAAUAAACGGAGAGGGAGAGACUGUGGCGGAGGAAGUCCCAUCGAAGAAAGAAACCGACAUGAUAACUUUAGAUGACUUCAAGGAGCAUGUUAAGCACAUUGAGAAAGCUGUGUCUUCUAAAGAGAAGAACUACAUGUCCAGGGUUGUCCGGGCACUGACCUCAUCCAGACGUAAACUCAACCAUGAAGUAUUACGCAAGCUCAUCACGGGCUACUUCACCUCCUCCAGCAUCACAAGGGAAAACCUCAUCACGUAUCUUGAUGAGCCGAUGGAUACAACAGAUAAUAAUAUCAUCUUUCGGCCUCGGAGUAGUAAGACGUCAAAUGGCCAACUACUGCCGGAGCUAGAUGUCUAUGUCCACCUGCUGGUUGUGGUGCACCUCCUUGACACCAAAAGAUACGAUGAGGCCGUGACGUGUUCAGACCUACUCAUGACCAAGAUAGACGUGCAGAACAGACGCUCCUUAGACCAACUCUCAGCUAAGGCAUUCUUCUAUCACUCCAGAGCCUAUGAGCUCACAGGCCAGCUGGAGAAAGUUAGGAGUUUCCUCCAUGCAAAGCUGCGCACAGCAACCCUCAGGCACAACACCGAAGCCCAGGCUACACUCCUGAACCUUCUCCUGCGCAACUACCUCCACUACAACCUGUACGACCAGGCCGAUAAGCUGGUGGCCAAGUCCACUUUCCCCGAAGAGGCGUCCAACCAUGAGUGGGCCAGGUUUCUCUACUACUUAGGUCGUAUUAAGGCUAUUCAGCUGGAGUACUCAGAGGCCCAUAAGAACUUGUUGCAAGCCUUGCGCAAGGCACCACAAUACACUGCUGUUGGUUUCAAACAGACGGUUCAGAAGCUAGCUAUUACUGUACAGUUGCUACUGGGAGAGAUUCCCGACAGAGCAAUCUUCAGGCAGAAAGUUUAUGAGAAGGCACUAGCACCGUACCUACUCCUCACGCAAGCUGUGAGAACGGGAGACCUCCACCUUUUCAACCAGACCCUGAAGAAUGUGGCCCCCAAGUUCCAGUCGGAGGGCACCUACACCCUUAUCAUCCGGCUCCACCACAAUGUGAUCAAGACGGGCGUACGCAUGAUCAGUCUCUCUUACUCUCGCAUCUCCCUGUCGGAUGUGGCCAGGAAACUCCAGCUGGAGAGCCCCGAGGAUGCAGAGUUCAUCGUUGCCAAGGCGAUCCGAGAUGGUGUGAUCGAAGCCAGUAUUGACCAUGAAAAAGGUUACGUUCGCUCCAAAGAGACGGUAGAUGUCUACUCAACGAGGGAACCAAUGGCAGCCUUCCAUCAACGGAUCAGCUUCUGUCUGGAUAUACACAACCAGGCGGUCAAGGCGAUGAGAUUUCCUCCCAAGUCCUACAACAAAGAUUUGGAGACAGCUGAGGAGCGUCGAGAAAGAGAACAGCAAGAUCUGGAACUAGCCAAAGAAAUGGCCGAUGAAGACGAAGACGGCUUCUAGACAGGUCAAGACAACCAGCCCCCUUUCCCUCCCACUUACCCCACCCAUUCCCGUUAGCCUACCCUCCUCCUUUCCCUGUUGUCGAAGACUAAUACAGGUGCACACAAAUCGUUCAAAAGUAAGGAUUAUGUCUCCGUAAAACCACCCAGAUGAGCAGUGAAACCACCCAGAUGAGCAGUGACCUCUUAAGUUAUGUCAUUCUAUGGCCAUUUUCCAAAUGGAAAGGAAAUUGAUGACGGCCCGCCCGAUCUGAGGAAUUUUCGAGAAGUUGAUUUUCCAGUGCAGUAAAAAGUCAUAUCAUAUUGGCAACGAUGCAGUGGUACAGUUUGGUUGGCGGUGGCAGUCUUGAUUCAAAUUGUGGCACGGUAUUUGAACGCAGUACACCUUGCAUGAUCACCAAGAUGGUACUAAAAUGUUACCCCGUUGAUAAUUGUUACCAGACCAGUGCCUACAGUCAAAUUAUGUAUACUUUGCACCUGUAUUUCCAAGAGUGUUUCUCCAAGUGGUUAAUACAGAAAGCUCAUGUGACUGUUCAGUGUUUCAUUUCGAAAGAGCUCACCUAAAGAAGUCUUCAACAUGUUCAAGCAGUUGGCUGCUUGUUUGACAAGACUGAACUGGCUUCUCACACAUAAACAAAAACAAGAAAUAGAAUUGUGCGAUACCAGAGGUGUUGCUUGUGGAAAAGCUUAAUCCUACGAGAAUGAGUUCAGAGUCAUUAGAUGCCUCAUUCUCUGGUCUGCUUCCAUAGUAGGUCCUUUGCAUUCUAUUUUUCAUCCCCUACAACUAUUGCAGUCUGUCAUCACUGAUGUCGGGCCAUAUCCAAAUUUUGUAGCCAUGGUUUGUUCUUAAGCCAUGGAGGCACCAUAGUGAGUACUCGCUGCCAUGCAAAACAGUGCCCGUUGCAGACAUGGCCUGGUUUCAUGGUUGUAGGAUCAGAGCAGGUUGUGGGAAAUCCAACAUGUUGGUGCAAAGGACCUAUCAUAGUGUUCAUGUGAUACAGUCUAUUCGGAAAUGGGAAAUGUAAAUUCUUCACCAGAAGUCAAACAAAAACCCCAUUUUUGUCCACAAAAAUUUUUUGUUUCAUGUAAUUUGUGCAAUGUUUACUGAGGAUGCUGUUAACACAGCACAUGCUACAUUGAUCAUUCAUGUACGUUAACGGGUCCUGACUUGUUUUCCACCAUCAGGAAUAGACCAAUCCAGUAAGCCCCGCCCACUGUGAAGGCGGGCACCCAACACAUGCUCUUCUCCCAUGUCACACUCCGUGUUUCAACCAGGGUUCAAACCACACGCAUCACAUAAAUACGAUUGGACAUAAAUACGGCUGUGAUUGGGCAGUAUACGAUGGGGCGUGGCUUGGUAAAUUGGUCUGUCGAUGGGCACUGUGAAAGCGUCCCUACAGAUUAGACCAUGUGCACUCCAGCUGGGAAAUGAAGAGGCCUCUUUUUAAGUGUACUUUUCUCAGUGCAGUUACCGGCUGUGCAGAAAAACUCUGUCAUGCAAAUCUGUCAUUGAAAUAAAUGCACCGUCAUCAAUUGGCACUUGCACAUUGUGCAUUCCUUAUCCGUGCUGAUUCCGCUGCAGAUUUUGUCUGUGCACCACAUUGCAUCUUCUCAUUAGAGUCGAGUCAGUCGACCAGAAACACAAAAAGUACCACACCCAAAAUUAACUGAUUUGUAAUACCCCCAAAUUGUUCCUUUUGGGAGUUGCAGUUCCCCCCCCCCCACAGUUAAUGCAGUAACCGUCCAUGCACAAAGUAAAUGAAGACAGCCACCACAACCGCUGUAUUUCAAACUUUGACAUGGUUUUUAUAGCGGCGGACAUGUUUGUUCUAAACUGUAAUGGACUGAAUGGUUUUCCCAGCUCUACAAGGUGCAAAGUAUUACUGGAUUUGAGAGUUUGCUCAUGUGGUCAGAGUUGAUCAAUUAUUACUGACACAGUUUUUUUUUUUCACCUUUUGUAAUUAUGUUUGAUUCAGAUUGACAUGAAUGAUGUAUGUCUAGAAACCUUCCAGCAAAGAUCAGGCAAACAGUACUAAACUGUGGUUCGGUCUUAGGCUACAAUGCAGAAAGAAAGAGGUUUUUAAUGAUGGAUUUCUUCACAUAACAGCAGAUGUAUGAUAUUACAUGAUGAGCCUUAAUGUCAAAGAAAACUGUGAAUCAUUUUUAAUAAAUUAUAAACUGUGGGCAUCUCAAGAAUAAGCAAAUUUGCUAAGCUGCCAGACACACAAAAUUACUUGAAAAUAACCCAAAAAGUUUGUGCUAACAUCAAUCCAGGCUACUUUCCAAUAUGUGGGAUGUAUGUUGCUUGGGAAAAAUUUCAAAUUUUUGUUUGUAUGUAUAAGUUUCAUUGUAUUGCCACUUUCUUAUUUUUGCUUGGCAGGGUAAAAUUUACGAUAACGAAGCAAAAAUGUGUGCUGAACUGUUCCUGUAGACUGGCCUCCCGUUUUCUUUGAUAACAGAUUUAGUGCCAAGCUAUCCAGAAAAUAGGUUGACAGAUUUAUAAUUUGAGUCCAGAUAUGCUUUUUAAAAGUAAGGAAAUCAAGUCACUUUAUAAAAACUCACACCGAAAAGAGUUAUGGGCCUAUAUGAUUAUUUGAUUGUUUUACUUGUCGGCUCGUACUUUACAGACAUUGAAAUGAAAGAUGAAUUCUCUUCCAUUUGUAGCCAGCCAGACAAUGGGGAUCUUGAGGCCUUUUGGACUUUCGUUUAUGGGUCAGUGUUUGGGCCUUUCUGUUUUGAUGGGGGAAAAAACUUGUUUCAGUAAACCACUUUGCAACACCCUCCUUUGUUGCUUUGUAAGAACCAGUCAUGCACACGGGGACAUCCUUGAACUGCAUAUUACUGCCCAUGCAAACAGCUGGGAAAUUGAAGGUUACAUCUUGUAAGUUAGGUUUAGCUGGUUGUGUCUGGCGUUUAUCUGAGGACCUGUUUGAUUGGCGCGGAUUCCGGAUCGCAAUCAGAGAUCCGUUGUCGGUUCUCUUGACACCAAAACCCGCUGACUGGACGGAGCAAACCAGCAAUGGGAUCACUAAUCGAGAUCCAGACCCGAGUGAACAAACGGGCCCUGAUGGUAAAAACCGCCCAGCACUCAAAACUUUCUUGAUUACCCUGAUGCUCGCAAGCAGGGGAAAGAAUGCAGUGGGAAUGUUCUGUAAGUUACACUGCUGGGGAGUAGUUCGCUGUUCAGCUCUGCAAAGCAGUCUUUCUGUUCGCUAGCAUCCAGAGACUUCUAAAAUGGAUGAUUCCGUGAAUACAUCAUAGAAUUGCUUUUUCCCCUAGAUAGGAUUCUAAUAGAUGCGCAGCUGGUUCGCUGUUCUUGCUAAAUGUUGAUAUUCACAUGGCUUUGCCUCUCCAAGUGCAUGUACAUGUACUCUUCUUUUUUCCUCCGAAGGGCAACAUCUCUCUCCUGUAUAGUGUAUAAAAAGUAAUACAAUUAAACUUGGUCGGUGAACACAGUUUCACUGUCUUUGCCACUUUUAUUGUAAACAGUCACGCCAGUGUGCAUACUGCACAAGAACUAUCAACAUUUAAUGUCAUUUUUUUCCCAAGAACUUAUACUGGAUAUCUUGUUUGUAUUAAUGUGUCUCUCAAUAAAGAAAAAACUUCAAAAAUA